GCCUUCGGCAUCCUCUUCCUGACGGCGGGGUUCUACGAGCUGAAGUUCUGGACCGAGAGCGAGUCGAGGGCUCCCGGCGACUUCGGCGACCCCGCAGGGUGGACGACCACCUUCGGAGGCGUCCAGUUCGACGACGAGCUCCGCAAUCGCGAGCUCAACAACGGCCGCUUCUCGAUGUUCGCAGUCAUCGGGAUCCUGGUGGCGGAGCAGUGGACCGGCCUGGACGGGGUUGACCAGUUCGAUGCCGCCAUGAAGCGAUGGCAGGGGCCGUUCGAGAACCCCGAGAAGCCGAACGCCGUGGCCAAGGAGGACAACGGCGGCUGGAGUGACAGAUGCCAGAUCAGCCGCGACAACGGCAGUGCAGACAGCUUCGCGAUCGACUCCCGCGAGCUCGUUCCACCGCCGCAAGAUGCGACCGAGCCGGUGAAAUUCGACUUCGACGCGAACGCCCCCGACAUUGGGUGUCCAGGGUACAUGCCGAAGAAGUCAGAUACCGAUUCCGAUAGAUAUUUCGAGGGUCCGAGUCGCGCGACCAGAUGCGUGCGCGUCAGCGCAUGCACCUGCAACAUCAGGCAGCGGCGCCAGCUGCCGCGGUGGCGCUACGUCAGCAGGGCCCCGCGAACCUCCGGCGUCUUCCUCGACGCCGCGCAGAUCCACCGCUCGUCCCAGAAUUACUUGCUGAACAAGCGGGAAGGCGCGCUGAUCUACGGCGACAGUAGCAUCCAGCCCGGCGUCCACUGCUACCGGUCCGCGCUUGCCCCUCGUCUCAAUAUCUGGGACAUCGCUGGCAGCGACCAUGUGGAGGCUUUGUGGCUCACCGUAUUUUCUGCUUGUGGGAACGCGGUCUUCGCCGCGGACUGGAUGCCUGUCCUUGAUGGUUGGACCGCCGAGACGUAUCUCAAUCCCACAC
Prorocentrum cordatum is the source of this 910-nucleotide messenger RNA. Lineage: Eukaryota; Dinophyceae; Prorocentrales; Prorocentraceae. The record is from the annotation of a GenBank genome assembly.